Molecule: messenger RNA, 1020 nt
Organism: Rotaria sp. Silwood2
Lineage: Eukaryota; Metazoa; Rotifera; Eurotatoria; Philodinida; Philodinidae
Source: the annotation of a GenBank genome assembly
AUGACUACACUAAUGAUUACAAUCGAAACUACUACACCAUGUACAGAUAUUUUACAGCAGUCAAGAUACCACAGUUUAACUCUAUAUUUACCAAAUGCAGAAUAUCUAUUUAUUCUCUUAUUUCAAUUAAUUAUUAUAUUCUCUAUUGUAAAUAAUCUAUUAUCCAUUCAAACGUGUCUUCGUUUAUCUAUACGUAUAACAAAUCUUGGUGUCUAUCUAAUACUUCUCUCACUCAGCAAUCUAAUACGUUGCAUAUUUCUUGAAACAUCACUUAUAUGUGAUACACAAUCAUUACAACGUACAGUUGUAUUUUAUCUGUCAGCUAUCUCAUUAAAUAUAUUAAACUUUUCAGCAAUGUGGUAUUCAAGUAUGAUUGCUUGUGAACGUCUUUUUAUAGAAUGUUUCAAUUACGCUUUGUAUGCGACAAGACAACGUGCUUGUCUUCUCUCAUCUAUGUUAUUUAUAUUUGUUUUGCUUACACAAAUACCUCAAGUUUUGUUGUACUUUGGUCGAUUUUCCGCAUCGACAGUUACUCCUAUUUUAGCAAAAACUGUAAAAUGCGUUGAAUUUAGUACUGUUCUAGUUACAUGUGUUUUACAUAUUUUAUCAAGUCUCUUUGUGCUCAAAAACAUUAGUGUACAUAAAGUCUAUAUUAAUUUUGGUGAACAAGAAUAUUGGUUUGUUUGGAGACAACAAAUGAAGAAACAUAUGGAUUUUUUUAUACCACCACUAUGUUAUAUCCUAUGUAUAUUACCAUGGUACCUUUUUAAACAUGUGAUUUACUCCUGUUAUCAUGUUAGUCCAGCAACGACUUUACGUCUAUACUUUAUUUUGAUAGCACUAGCAAAUAUACCAUUUACAAUGACGUUCCUAAUAUAUAUUUAUCCAUCAAAAGUUUAUAUGAAUGAAUUUAAACGUUCAUUAGCUGUGUUAAGGACAAAAUUAUGUAUUUAUAGGUCCAAUCGAGAAAUAACCGGCAGUGAUAUGUCAAAUAUCACACAGAUUUCUUCGACAAUAUAA